Molecule: messenger RNA, 1934 nt
Organism: Capsicum annuum
Lineage: Eukaryota; Viridiplantae; Streptophyta; Magnoliopsida; Solanales; Solanaceae
Product: fructose-bisphosphate aldolase 1, chloroplastic
Exons: 6
Coding region: 590-1780 (396 amino acids)
Biological process (GO): fructose 1,6-bisphosphate metabolic process; glycolytic process
Cellular component (GO): cytosol
Molecular function (GO): fructose-bisphosphate aldolase activity
Source: RefSeq, a predicted model, not a curated record
UACAGGAACUUACUAAUAGCCAACUAUCUAGCAAAAAGAGCAUCUUUGGAGUAAUUUCAAUGGGAAAAAAUUGCGUAUUUUUUGCUAAAAAUGAGGAAAUACUCCGAUUGAUGAAGCAAAUAUCAGACACCUAAAACAUAAUUGUGGAUCAUUUAGUCGUUUAAAUCGUGAUGCCGUUGCAUGAUGGCCACUCAACAGAACCCAAACUAGAUUGUUAUGAAAUUUUAGUCUUUAUACUUGAGAAAAACCAGAGCCUCAAGCCUAAUGGGUCAUAAUGGUAUAUGGUUCUACGAAGUUCCAAAAAGGAGCUAAUACUGUGGCACAGCAAGUUUAAAUGAUAAGGAAAAUAAGAAAAAGGAGUAAGCUAAUGAAAACCAACCAUCAGUUUGCAAAUUCCUAUAUAAGUCUAGCCAAGUCAGCAAGUUAUCAAACCAACUGGCAUGUGCUGAUUGGCAAAAGUAUAAUGGCCUCAAAUGAUAUUAUCUUCCUGGAACUAUAAAUUUAGUGAGCAUGAGGCUCUUCACUUGUAUAUUGAAAACACACAAGAAAAACUUGGAGCUGAGGAGAGAAAGAUAAGGAAAGUAAGAAUAUGGCAUCAGCAUCUCUCCUUAAAACAUCUCCAGUCCUUGACAAGUCUGAGUUUGUAAAGGGGCAAUCCCUCCGCCAGCCAUCAGUCUCCGUUGUCCGCUGUCAUCCAGCUGCUCCCUCUGCACUUACUAUCCGUGCUAGCUCCUACGCUGAUGAACUCGUCAAAACCGCGAAAACUAUUGCAUCCCCUGGUCGUGGAAUUUUGGCCAUGGAUGAGUCCAAUGCUACCUGCGGGAAGCGUUUAGCUUCAAUCGGAUUGGAGAAUACUGAGGCUAACCGCCAGGCAUUCAGGACCCUGCUAGUUUCAGUUCCUGGACUAGGACAGUACAUCUCUGGUGCCAUCCUCUUUGAGGAGACUCUUUAUCAAUCAACUGUCGAGGGAAAGAAAAUGGUUGAUGUGCUUGUUGAGCAGAACAUUGUUCCUGGUAUUAAGGUUGACAAGGGUCUUGUUCCCUUGGCUGGCUCAAACAAUGAAUCAUGGUGCCAAGGUCUUGAUGGCCUUGCCUCACGCUCUGCUGCUUACUACCAACAAGGCGCCCGGUUUGCCAAAUGGCGCACUGUUGUGAGCAUCCCCAAUGGUCCUUCUGCACUUGCAGUGAAGGAAGCAGCCUGGGGUCUUGCUCGCUACGCUGCUAUUUCUCAGGACAAUGGGUUGGUACCUAUCGUUGAGCCAGAGAUCUUACUUGAUGGUGAACACAACAUUGACAGGACCUUUGAAGUCGCCAAGCAGGUGUGGGCUGAAGUUUUCUUCUACCUUUCCCAGAACAAUGUCAUGUUUGAAGGUAUCUUGUUGAAGCCCAGCAUGGUCACCCCUGGAGCUGAGUGCAAGGAGAAGGCCACCCCACAGCAAGUUGCUGACUACACCCUCAAUCUCCUCCGCCAAAGAAUCCCUCCUGCUGUCCCAGGGAUCAUGUUUUUGUCUGGCGGACAAUCUGAAGUUGAGGCAACUCUUAACUUGAACGCCAUGAACCAAAGUCCCAACCCAUGGCACGUGUCGUUCUCAUAUGCCAGAGCCCUUCAGAACACAUGCCUCAAGACUUGGAGUGGAAGACCAGAAAAUGUGAAGGCAGCUCAGGAUGCCUUGCUUGUUAGAGCAAAAGCCAACUCUCUUGCGCAGCUAGGGAAAUACACCGGUGAAGGUGAGUCCGAUGAGGCCAAGAAGGGAAUGUUCGUAAAGGGAUACACCUAUUAAGUGUCUACCAAAGUCUAUAGAUAUUUGAUGAUGAGGCAUGUAAUGUAGCCAAAUCGAACUGCAUAAGUGCUUGUAGCUUCUCCUCAAGACUUUUUUUGUUCAUAAACUGUGUGCUUUUAGCAAUUUAUAACAUUCAUCUCCCUCGGUUGGUUUA